This is a messenger RNA of Trichophyton rubrum CBS 118892, 1256 nucleotides long. RefSeq lists its product as uncharacterized. The transcript has a single exon. Bases 378 to 1256 code for a protein of 292 amino acids. Gene Ontology annotation, molecular function: oxidoreductase activity. Lineage: Eukaryota; Fungi; Ascomycota; Eurotiomycetes; Onygenales; Arthrodermataceae. The record is from RefSeq and is a predicted model, not a curated record.
CCUUGGUUGAGGCGCAAGCCCUAAGCGGCGUCGAUGCUCUAGCAGUCACUACGACUAGCUCGGAAUGCUUCUUUAAUAUUUCCUUUGCCUUCGAAUGACGGCUCGCUUUUGUUAAGUCGCUCCUUGGCAUAUGCGCAUGCGAGGCGUACGGAUGCUUCUGAAUGCAGCUUGCAAGGUGGCCUGCAUGGGGAAGUAGGUGUACGGGGGGUAGCAAAGGAGAAGCACCUACCUAUUUAUAUAAUAUGUAGGCCAAAUAUCUCCCUCCUUUUCACACACUCACAUCCUUCGAGUUUCCUCUGCAACCAAUUGUACAUCAGGCCCCGGUCCAUUCUCGCACUCUCCUCUGUCUUGACCCCUGCUUAUCUAGGCAAUUGAUCAUGUCGGCUACUGCUACCACGACCACAUCUGACCCCCAAGUCAUCCUCGAAAACGAUGUCAACCACAUACCCCGAGGCGAUGUAGAAGCCCCGAUGCAGUUUUUCGAGUAUCCUGAAGAUGGAUCGGAGCCAUAUAAUCUCAUGGAGGGCCAUCUCAAGGGCGGAACACAGCCCAACUACCCUCUAAGAACACGCACCAUCUCCAUAACCGACAUCCGCGGUAAAGAGUCUGAAUACUCGCUUGCAAAACAUGGCUUCCAGGGCGUAUCGAACGUGCCCUCGGCCGCGGAUCCGUCGUUCUGUGACGAGGAAAACAUCAAGUCAGUCUGGUAUCCAGAAGUCGAGGAAUUCGUCGGCGAGCUAUUCCCCGAGGCCAAACGCAUAUUUAUCUUCAACCACAUUGUCCGCCGCUCUCAGCCUGGCGCGGAACACUCCCCGCUAAUCAGCGCCCACAUCGAUCAAACCCUCACAUCAACGAAGGAAGCGAUAGGCCUCUUCUUCCCGCCUGAGGAAGUAGCAGAGCUUCUCAAGGACCGAUACCGGGUGCUCAACAUCUGGAGACCGAUAAACGGUACGGUUCAGUCAUACCCACUCGCCGUCGCUAUGCCGUCAUCGGUCCCGGAUGAUGACCUGGUGCGCAUCGAGCUGCGGUAUCCCCGGCAUAAGAGCGAGACGCAGAUGCUGAAGUACAGCCCAGCCCACAAAUGGUAUUAUUGGUCUGGCAUGACCAACGAGGAUAGACUAGCCUUCAUGAUCAUGGACAGUAAGGAGGACGCAGUAGCCAGGCGGACAGCCCAUGCUUCCUUUGCUGACCCCCGGACCCCGGCUGGCGCAAAGCCCCGUGAGAGCAUUGAGACUCGAGUGUUUGUCUUCGGCUAG